Messenger RNA from Trichobilharzia regenti, 384 nucleotides. The record is from the annotation of a GenBank genome assembly. NCBI's taxonomy places the organism in Eukaryota, Metazoa, Platyhelminthes, Trematoda, Strigeidida, Schistosomatidae.
AUGCGUUCAAAUCAUUCCAACUAUAGAAAUCAAAUAGUUGACUUAUGCACAAUAUUCGCAAUUGAAAACACUAAAUUUGAAACACCAGACAAAUGCGUAUUCAUAUGUCAGUUAUUGCAAAUUCUAUUAUCUCUUUAUUUCACGUGGAAGUGUCAUUUUUUCACCAGCUCAAAGUUUGAACAUGUGACUGAAUUCAUUGAGAGUGCUAUUUUAAGUGCAAGUGGUUUGAUGUCUGUGAUAGAAAUAAUUCGUUUUAAACAGAUUCCACUUGUUAAUACACCAAAUGAUGAAAAUGUGCAUUUAUCUGCACCAAUACAAGAAGAUGAAAGGAAAGAAAAAGUCCAUUUAAAACCCUCAGUAUUCAACUUUUGUCACUUUAAUUAA